Messenger RNA from Doryrhamphus excisus (bluestripe pipefish), 1310 nucleotides. RefSeq names its product fibroblast growth factor 7 (gene fgf7). Gene Ontology annotation, molecular function: growth factor activity. Lineage: Eukaryota; Metazoa; Chordata; Actinopteri; Syngnathiformes; Syngnathidae. The record is from RefSeq and is a predicted model, not a curated record.
AUCUAAUUGCUCUCAAGUGAGGUCAGCGGGAGGCAUUUAUUUAAGCGACAGUGGAGGGUGCACAUGAGUCUCUGUGCCAGAAGCAGACAGACAUUCAUGGGAAGUGAAGCUCUCAUCUGUUUGGACUGCAUUGCUGGGCUUGUUUUUUUGGUGUUUUAAUUCAAAUUUCAAUUUCAAAUGGAAACAUAUCACCGGCAAGUCCUGCAUCGCAUACUGUGGUCUCAGGAAGAUGGAGAAGACAAUGUGUAGCUUCACUCAAGACUAGGAAGAACCAUCAGAUAAAAAGACUGUUCUCCAACCUCAACUUCAUCACCCUUCAGAAGCGUUUCCUCCUGAGUCAACGUCCCGCUAGGACUCCAUGCUGCAAGAACAGUGACCCCAAAGUUUAACUGGAAUGACUGGAGGGUUCAGGGAGUUCGCUUGGUCUGAGGGAUACCGCACCAAUCUCUUCUCCCAUUUCAGUAUGUUGUUCAUUGAUCCCGACUGCAUUGUAUUAUAAUGCACAAAUGGAUGCUGACAUGGAACCUUCCAAAUGUUUUCUCGGGACUCUACCUGCAUGCCAUCUUCCUGUUCAGCAGUGUGUGUGUGGUCUACAGCGACUGCACCCCGGCGCAACUUGCUGCCAUCAUGAACUGUUCUAGACACGAGCGUCACACCAGGAAUUAUGACUAUAUGGAGGGAGGUGAUGUACGGAUCCGACAGCUGUUUAGCCGCACCCAGUGGUUCCUGACAAUUGAUGAUGACGGCAACAUCAAUGGGACUCAAGACCCGACCAACUGUUACAGCAUCCUAGAGAUCAGAACAGUGUCUGAAGGGGGUAUACUGGCUAUUAAAGGCGUAAAAAGUCAGCAUUACAUCUCCAUGAACAAGGCUGGACAGCUGCAAGGCAAGAGGAUCUACAACGACAACUGCAACUUUAAGGAGGUUUUCCUAGAAAACUACUUCAAUGCAUAUUCCUCUACGAAGUGGACUAAAAAUGGCAAAGAAAUGUUCAUAGCGCUGUCUCAGAAAGGACGGCCAAUGCGAGGGAAGAAGACGAGGAGGGAGCAUGUAGCAUCGCACUUCAUCCCGAUGAAAUGCAAGGAGGAGGAGAGACGGACGGACUGAGACAGAGGACUCACUAUUUGUAUGAAUUCUGUUACCAAAUAUGUUAAUGGACAAUUAAAUAUACAGUAUCACCAACCACACUCCACUCUUCUCAAGAUGUAUAUUGUGUAAGUUAUUAUCAUACACAAUAUGGACAAACUCGGGACACACCUUUUAUUUAAUCAAUCAGGAUUUGGAAUGGAAUCAUUUUCGGUGGAUGUGGA